ACAGCUGUGCUCUGCCUAGCAGAAACUUGGUAUGAUUUCAUUGAUUUUGUUCACUUAAGUGAAAAAACAGAGUUUAUUUUUUAUUUAAUUAGAAGUUGAAAAAAUGACGUUUUCUAGCCAAGGCAGCUCUCAACAUUGAUGAAACUGAAAACUUGAAAGUUCCAGUGUUUGAAGCAGCAGGGAUACAGAAAAACAGCCAAUACAAAUCAUGGAUGAAAUUUAUAAGAUCACUUCCACAGACAGGAUCCAGUCGUUGGAGAAAGAACUGGCUGUGCAACUGACAGAACUGAAGUCCGAGAUAGAACAGAGUUCUUUUCAGGGAACAGCGAAUCAAGCGUACAGCUCUGUUCAAAUACCAAAGGACAUUUCUUACUUUAGAAGAGAAAGGGAAUUGGCACUAAAGAAAACCUUACAGGUGGCCGAGUCGAAGCCCCUUGUUGUUCAGGCAGAUGUCCUGCAGAGGGAGCUAGAGAGCUGCCUAAGAAGAGAGUACACGCCUGAAAACUUACCUUUGCUUCUGUUGCAGUAUUACACAGACAGAAUUACGCAGCUGGUCCAGAGUAAAUAUUUGCACAUGCUUCGGUGGAAGAAGUUUUGCCAGCACAGUAAGAUCAUGGAGCAACUUUAUCCUCUUUACAAGAAACAAGUUGGCUACAUUAUGCAGGAGUACAAUGAUGCCAUUCAGAGAGCUGAAAGAUUGUCUGUUGCUCGGGAAAACUUCCUUAUGGGAAAAAACAAUCCUCCGAACUUAGUGACACAGGAAGACCUGACUAUUUACACGAAGUGGUUAGUGUGUCACCUACACUCUGUCAGGACUAUUCACCACUACCUGCAGGCCCUCCAGUAUCUGCCCAUCUCCAAAGUGCUGGGUGUAGUUGUCAACCAGGUCCCAGAGGUCAGUCAGGAAACUGAAAAGGUCUGUGUCAAUGACAUUGACCCUGACAUCCAGGGUGCUGCAUCUCCUGGCCCUAUGGAUACCAGCAUUUCAGGGUCAAUGAGAAAGGAAGCUGCUUUCGUCCUACCCCAACACACAACAGAAACAGGAGAACUGAAACCUCAGCUGAGGCUCCUGCUCUCGCAUUUCAAUAUCCCAUACGACAUAGAAGAGCUAAGGGACUCCACAAAGGAAAUGGAACUUUUUUCCCUGGUUUCCCAAAAAUUUCAAGCCGUCUUCACAGAACAACAGAGAAUGCAAACAUUUCCAGACUACGAGACUGGGAUAGCUAAAGCGGAGAAUUUGGGUUUGGCAGGACCUGCUAUAACCCUGAAGAAGACAGCUAACUGGAUUUCCUUUAUAAAGAUCAAGCCAAAAUGUGAUCCAUGGCAAAAGAAGCUUUUGACCAAACUAAAAGAACGGAGAAGAAUAGAUGUAUUAAUGCAACUCCAAGGAAAGUUUUUGAAGAUUUCUGACCCUGAGCGAGUAAUGCAAGUGCUCCAAGCUCAUGCUGCAAAGACAGUCAUGCCGGCUCCACAUCGUCCUCCUUUUGUGGCUUCCCAGGGUUUGCAUCAGUGCAGCUAUGACCAAAUCUGGGAGAAUAUUUAUAGCAACAUCAACCUCUAUCAGAAUGAAAAUAUGAAGGAUGAUGACCUCUCAAUGGAACGAAAUGAAAAUGAACUAGCACAAAUAAGUCUCAGCCAACACACUGCUCCGCCUCUCAAGCAGAAAAGAGAGACAGGGUACAACUAUGCAAUGGCGCUACAAUUGCUGGGCUUGGAUGAUGGCCCCGAGCCCAGUGAUAGGAAUCUUGUCCUGACAAGAGGGGCCUACCUGUCCUUUCUGUAUCUGCGCCACCUGCGAAUCAGGGAACUGCAGCGCAUCUGCUUAGGAAUUCUGAACUAUUUCAGAUCCAUUGAGCGAACUCUGACCAUCAACACUUCGGGCCUUACCUUGGUUUCAGGGAACCUGGUUCCCACCAUGGAAGAUAGUUCCUGGGUAAAUAUGGCAAAAGGAGGCUUGGGCACCUUGCAUGGCCUGGGAUCUGGCCACUACAUCCAUGGGACACCUGCUGAGCACAAGGUCCACAGCGUCCAAUUCAUGGAGUUCUCCGAAGUGGAGAACCAGGAUGACUCCUACAGCACAGGAGGGGGCUGCGUCCACACCCAGGACCAGCAAGGCGUGCGUGUCAUGUACGAGGCAGCCUUGAGUGAUCUGAAGGAACUGGAGGCAGAGCUGCUGCUUGUGGCCAGCUGCUACAUUGAGAAAGAAAAGGGUCACAGAGAGGGCGGUGGAUCAAAGCGUGGGCAGGACGGGGGAUGGGCCCACGCAGGCGUGGACAGAUUUGCCGUGCUGUAUGACGUGUGGACUUGGGAAGCAGCCCUCCUGGAAAACAAGCGCCAGCUUCUUGACAGUUACUAUGAAGCCUAUCAGCACACGUUGGACCCCGAGCAGAGGUUUGCUUUAGCACAGGUAAUGACGGACAUCAUGCACCGGCGCCCGAGGUUUGAUCUCAGCCACCCUUAUUUUAUUAAGGCCUACCAAGACGAAUGCACCUGCCUGAGGCUUCACCUGCAGCUAGUGAGGGGCAUCCUCAACCAGCAAAUAGAGCAUCAGAGGGAGUAUGUCCAGAGGCUUUGGCGAGAUGAUCAUCUAGACAAUAGCAAUAAAUUUGGACUUCCCCUUAACAUAAUUUGCAAACAACUUAUUUCCAUCAACAAUAGCUACCCGGCUUUGAAAAAUGUUUAUCUGCUGGAGUUCCACCCUUCCCUCGGCCUGGCUGCGCUCAUCCCCAGAGCCCUAGAGCACCUCCUCCGAGAGGCCCGCCACGCCUGCAGACCCACGUCAGCCAGUGGCCUCGCCGUGCUAGAGCGACGUGUCCUGUGGCUGGCCCUGGACCUGUGGCUCACUCCAGCCAAGCCCGAGGCCUGGUACAGCACUCAGCUCCAGAAAGAUCUGUUUUCAGCUAAAGUGAUGGGAGAUCCCUUUCUCGUGGAGGAAAUAGGCCUGCUUGCACUCAAGUCUGCAGUAGAUGAAGGACAGAAACAAGGACAAGAUUCUCAUGUGCUGCAACUGGAGACGUAUUCCAAACUUCUGGAACUCUUGACCCUCCACCACCGGCUGGUAGAACUGAGUGUGGAGAGUGCACACUUAGCUUGGCUCUAUAAGGAAUUGGCAUGGGAGAUGGGUUUUGAAGAGUUCCAUUUGUAUCUGAGGCCUGUUCACUUUGAAUUUGCAUCACACAAGGACAAGGUGGACCAACCACCUCCUGUCUUUAUAACCUCUCUGCUGGAGGACAGCAGCCGGGUAGACAGAUAUUCUCCUCCUACUCUUGUCUUAGCCAUCUCUGAGUUAGAUGAUAACCAAGUUGGCAAAUUUAGUUUUUAUACAAAGGAAGCCAUCCUUAAGCUCUUGUUCCAUUCAGGAGUGGAAAAUAUGCAAGUGACCCUUGCAUGCCAAGCUGCUCAUAAAAAUGCUUUGAUGGUGGCUGUCCAGCAGGUGUACUUCUAUCUCGUCCCUCGAGGGGGCCAUCCUGCUGAUGUCAAGGAAAUAAGUUCAGAUCUGAGAAAUCAUGGUGGCUUGGGUCCAGCCAGAAGAAGACAUUCCCGAAUUGUGAAUGGCAGAGAGAGUUUGCUAUUAGCCCCAAGUCCAAAAGCCCCAGACACUCUUAUGCGUUCUUCAGAAAGAUUUCAGGCUACCAAAAGGGCUCCAGAGGCUUUUGUGUCUAUUCAGCUAGAAAAGGUGGGGCUGCGGGACAUGAUGCUGAACGCCUUCCUCCUCAAGCAGCAAACCAUGGCCGACAGAAUGAAGAGCCCCGAUGAAAUUGGAAAAGUCAAGAGAGACGUUAUAGCUGAAUAUUGUCAAAAGUUUAACCACCACAUGUCUCACUAUGCUCUCCGGGGUCAGAUCAUGGCAUACUGCAAUAGCCUGAGAGCCCUGCUGGAAGAUUUUCCUACCAUCAGGGAUACCUUUUUUAUGGUAGGGCAGCCACAAGAAAAGAAGGGACCGAGGGACUCCAAGGAGGGCCUCAAGGCUGACCCCAGGACUUUUCAGCCCCGGCCACGACGUUUGCUGUCGGCUGAUGGAAAAGUCUUCCUCAAUUUAUGGUUCAUACCCCAUCCUUCUGAAGUGCUGGUUAUGUUCAAAACGCUGCCAGAAGAGGAAGCUUUUCGAGCCUUAAAGCUAACUCUACAGCUAAUGGCUCCUCUCCAUGACAUUGUGGCCUACUUGUUCAGUUUUGCUAAACUUGGCAAUUGUCCCGCGUGUUUUGAAUUUCCUCUAAGUCCUAACCCUUUGAGAAGUGACUGGGGUGGAACCGAGGGCAUUGGACAUGAGCUUCAAGAACUACAGAAAAUGAUUGACAGCCUCGAGAGCCCCCAGGACCCUACGCAGGUGGCCCAGGUGCUCCUCCUCCGGAGGGAGGUUGUGUUUCUGCAGUUUGAUGCCGCAGUGAGGCAUCUCAUCCGAAGAACAUUUUUGGCAGCUGGAAACGUUCCUGCCUAUCAGUCUGUCACAGACUGCAUGUACCAUGGGCUGCCCCCACUGAGCAACUCCCUCCUGAAGAGCAUUUUUGCUUCACAGCUCAGCCUGCCCCAGCCACUGGAUCCACGGAGCCCCCAGGCAUUUGUGCUGUUCCCUUGGAGAGCAUCUCUGGAAGACGGAGGACCAUUCCCAGUUAUGAGUAGCAGCCCAGAUACCCUAGAAUAUAACAUGCAGCUGUGCCUCUGUGGGCUGAGUGACAGUGACCGCAAGGUGGCUCAUGGAGAGUUGGAGGGCGUGCAACUGCUGAUGGAAGAUGUUCUGAGCAGCUAUCACAUGACCACGGAGGGGGCCCCAGGACAGCAAGCCACACUGGACAGAAACACACAGCCAGAUUGGUCCAAAGUGCCAGGAUUCAGAAGUCAGUUUCGAAGUAGCCCAAAGGCCUCCAAACUGCGGGAGGGCCCAUGCGAUGCAGUGAAGUCCCUCGCUUUGUUGAGAUCAUUUCUGAUACUGUGGAAGCAGCUGGAAGUACUAAAGGAGCACUGGGGCCGACUCAGGCUGCAAGGCCAGGACAUCAACUCUGUCUCUCUCUACAAACAGUUCUCGGAGCUCUAUGAGAGUGACAUUCUCUACCCCAGCAUGAAAGUUUUAGCCAGGCAGAUGGGGAAAGAAGAUGAAUUUGAAGUACUUACAAUAAAUAGUCAGUCUACUCUUCCCCCAAAAGGAGCUUCAGAAAUUGAAAUAAAAGCUCAGCAGCUUCAGAAGAUUCUGGAAAAUUGUGAAAUUCAUAUGAUCCAAGAGGUAUUGACAAAAGUUAACAGAGAGAUGACACUGGUUUUAUCAGAAAAAUCCAAGCAGGAGUGUACUCUCCCUACAGAUCUUUGGAAACACCAAGUCAUGAAAGAAAACCUUUCAGUCAUAAGACCACAGAUAGUUGAAAAAUUUAUGCAGAGAUUAAUGGAGGAUUACCAGGAUGGUGGACUAGAGGUCACUUUCAGGAAAGACCACCUUGAAGCCUGCCUGCUUUCCCUGGGUUGUGAUGUGAUGGCAAGAGAGCGCAGCAACUUUGAGACCUACUCCAUGUGUUACGAGCACGUGCUGCAGCAUGCCACACAGAGGCUCCGCCUGAAGGAGCAGGAAUUAGAUGCCAUACGAAGAGGUCAGGGUCCACCUGAAGACCAUGCUGGCCAGGUUGCAGAGCUUAGUCAUGAUAUGAUCAUGGAAAUCACUGCUCUGAGAGCCCAACUCACGGACUUGGAAGAGGAGAAUCUGAAUCUCAAAAAGCAGAUUAGAAAAGAAGUCCAAGAAGAAUAUGAAGCAUUGGUCCAAGCUUUGUUUGUGACCUGUUUACACAUAAAAGAGAAGCUGGAAGAGAAUCAGUUUAAUUUGAUCCAGAAUGUGUGUGAGCUCAUCGGCGAAGUGAGAACAGAAGGGAUUGACAAUAUGAAGGACCUAAAGAAAAAGUGGGGCUCUGCCAGGCCUGACGAAGGAAGGAAAGAAAACCCAGCCAAACAGGAGCAGCUGUGGGCCUUGGAGCAGGACAACUGCAGCCUGGCCGCCCUGGUGUGCAGAGUGAGGAGCCUGGGUCGCUGGAGGCUGGCGGCGCAGCAGGCGCACUUCCGGGCCCAGCUGAGCAGGGCAGAGAAGGAAUCUAUUCAAAGUAAAAAAGAGUAUUUGAGCAUCAAGCUAAUGGCAGAACAAGAAGCGGGUUUACUUCGCCAACAGUUACUGGCGCUCAGGCAGGCCCUGGCCAGGGCGCAGGCUGACAAUGUGACGAUGUGGAAGCAGCAGGAUGACCAGGCUCAGUGGCUGAAGGAGUUAGAACACAGAGUGACCCAGGAAGCCCUCACCCGGCAGCAGCUGGAUGUCAUGAAAACAUCCAGCAUGGAGAAGCUCCUGGAAGAUGUGGGGCAGAAAGAACAGCAACUGCAGCUCCUUACUGAAGAGGCUGAGAGGGCAUCUAAGCUGGGCCGGCUGCAGCAGAAGAGGAUGAGGAGGGAACUGCAGCAGAUGAGAAGCCGGCUUGCCCAGGAGCGCAGCGUGAAGCUGGAUGCUUUCCAGCGUGUAGAAGAGCUACAAAGUCAGCUUAAUGACGCCGAGCGAUCGUCCGUCCAGAUGAGCUCUCCAGGAGGUUUCGUAUCCCGGGCUCAAUACUCCCUAAGUUCUGCUUCCACAUCAUCCAGAUACUCCCAGCAGUGCUGUUUAAAGACUAAUCUCACAGGCAGUAAAAUGGCAAGGCGGAUUCCAAGGCCAAAGACCGUACCUAUUAAAUACAAAAAAAGGAUUGAUGAUGUUUUCCUACCCAGUGUGGCAGAAAAUGUUCAACUUACAGCUUUUCAAGUUCAAACAGCUCCAUCCAGAAUCCCAUUCAGACCUGACUGGUAAUCAUAUCUUCUUUUUUCCAAGUUGUAUUUCUAUGAGCAUUUUAUGAAUAAAAAUGACUAUAAACUCCA
Molecule: messenger RNA, 6870 nt
Organism: Lemur catta (Ring-tailed lemur)
Lineage: Eukaryota; Metazoa; Chordata; Mammalia; Primates; Lemuridae
Exons: 47
Coding region: 209-6802 (2197 amino acids)
Source: RefSeq, a predicted model, not a curated record